Molecule: messenger RNA, 1135 nt
Organism: Equus caballus (horse)
Lineage: Eukaryota; Metazoa; Chordata; Mammalia; Perissodactyla; Equidae
Gene: MPHOSPH6
Product: M-phase phosphoprotein 6
Biological process (GO): maturation of 5.8S rRNA
Source: RefSeq, a predicted model, not a curated record
GACGACGCACGCUACGUAAGACGUCGGCCGCUGCGCACGCAGCAGCGCGCAUGCGCGGCGGGGCUGGUGGCGGCGGGCGGAAGCCAGCAUGGCGGCCGAGCGCAAGACUAAGUUGUCCAAGAACCUGCUGCGCAUGAAGUUCAUGCAAAGGGGGCUGGACUUGGAAACCAAGAAACAACUAGAAGAGGAAGAAAAGAAAAUCAUUAGUGAAGAGCACUGGUACUUGGAUUUGCCGGAGCUGAAAGAGAAAGAGAGUUUCAUAAUAGAAGAGCAAAGUUUCUCACUGUGUGAAGAUCUUCUCUAUGGAAGAAUGUCAUUCAGAGGAUUCAAUCCUGAGGUUGAGAAAUUAAUGCUUCAGAUGAAUGGUAAGAACAAAGCAGAGGAAGUUGAAGAUGAAACUGUGGAGCUCGAUGUGUCAGAUGAAGAAAUGGCCAGAAGAUAUGAGACCCUGGUGGGGACAAUUGGAAAAAAGUUUGCCAAAAAAAGAGACCGUGCCAAUUAUGAAGAAGAUGAAAACGGAGACAUAAAACCAAUGAAAGCAAAGAAGAUGUUCUUAAAGCCCCAAGACUGAAAUGGAUGCCUAAAGAUACGGCUCGGGGGUGCCUCGUGAAAGUUAGCAUAUUUUGGAACGCAUUCUGAUAGUUUCUCCAUAGUUAUUAAUAUUGUAAUGUUUAUUUGUAAAGAAAUGUAUAAUUUUGGAAACACGCUGUUUGUGAAACAGCUGUGUGGUGGCUGUUAUGCCUCCUUUGCUUGCUGGUGUUCAUCACGAAUGGAUGUUUAGCCCUAGACCUUCAGAUGUACAUAGGAAUAUAGUCCAUGUUUCCUAAAGAUUUUUUUUUGACCUCAGGUUUUUUUUAAUAUAGCUCUCCAGUCUUUGACCUUGAAUUGACUCAUAAUACCAAUGUUUAAAUUGCCUUAUGUUUAUAUUUAAAUUAUUAAUCAUGUCAAGCCAAUUCAUGCAUACUUUUUGGAAUCAAAUGUUGUGAGAAUUGAUUAUACGUAAAUUCAUCAAGGACAACCCUGCCUCUCCACCCUGAAGUAUUUGCAUUCUACCAAGUCAUUGUCAGUUUGUGAAAUUAUGGUUUUUUGUUUAAAGCCUUUAAUUAAUAAAAAAAGAAAAUUAUUCUAUAAUAAA